Molecule: messenger RNA, 423 nt
Organism: Symbiodinium sp. CCMP2592
Lineage: Eukaryota; Dinophyceae; Suessiales; Symbiodiniaceae
Source: the annotation of a GenBank genome assembly
AUGAAGUCGCAGGCACUCUUUGAUGCAAUGUCGGCAGCAGUGAAGGCCAAGGGCCCUGAGCUGGUGAAGAUGGGCGGCGCCGUCUUCCAGUUCGUAAUCAGCGACGGCGGCGACGCGGGCAAGUUCGUCCUGGACCUGAAGAACGGCAGCGGAUCAGCCAAGGCUGGUGAAGAGGGCAGCGCUGCCGGAACCUCAGGGCAUAUUGUGGCCUUGCAGCUGAUUGCGUUUCUUCGCUGCCUUCGGAAUCGUGGCAGCCUGACUUUCAAUCAGGACUGCACCAUCACCAUGGCGGAUGCCGACUUCAUGGCCAUGGCAGAGGGCAAGCUGGAUGGCAUGCAGGCCUUCAUGGGCGGCAAGCUGAAGAUCAAGGGCAACAUGAUGCUGGCGCAGAAGCUCCAGUCAAUUCUGGAAGCUGCCAAGUGA